Messenger RNA from Symbiodinium pilosum, 621 nucleotides. NCBI's taxonomy places the organism in Eukaryota, Dinophyceae, Suessiales, Symbiodiniaceae. The record is from the annotation of a GenBank genome assembly.
AUGCCUGGAAAGCUCCAAUCCUUGACAGCUCCGUGGUGGAAGUGGCUGGCGCAUCGCAUCAUCCGAGACCCGAUCUUUUUCUACCCGCUGGCGAGCCUCUACGUGUUUUUCCUGAACAAGCCCCUUCAGCAUGCCCCGUACCGGACGGUCGUUCCUCUGUUGGUGUACCUCUUCCUGGGCAGCCAGACCUUCUUUGCUUAUCUCUUGGCCUCCUGGAUCGGCGGUGCCAUAGGGGUGGCCCUCUUCCAUCUGCAGCACCACUGCAACACCCCCUACCGUUGCGAGGAUGAUUCUGCCCGGAACCACGUGGACGCAGCCCUCCUCGGCAGCACGAGGAUACCGCUUCCUUGGCCAAUUUCGGUCUUCUCCUAUGGCAUUGAGUACCACCACAUCCAUCACUUUGACGUCCGUGUGCCGGGCUACCAUCUGGAGCGUUGCGAUGCCGAAGGGGAGGCGCAGAAUCUCUGGGCACGCGUCAACACGGUGGACGGCCUCCGCGUGCUCAAGAGCCUUUGCCACACCCAAUUCCGUGGCUCGAGUAAAGUUGCAGACGAGUCGGGUCGGCAGCCACAGUUUGUGUCCUUCUGGCCAUACUCUGUCAUCGGCCUCCAGGACACUUGA